Molecule: messenger RNA, 1479 nt
Organism: Nothoprocta perdicaria
Lineage: Eukaryota; Metazoa; Chordata; Aves; Tinamiformes; Tinamidae
Product: solute carrier family 22 member 15-like
Exons: 12
Coding region: 1-1479 (492 amino acids)
Biological process (GO): transmembrane transport
Cellular component (GO): membrane
Molecular function (GO): transmembrane transporter activity
Source: RefSeq, a predicted model, not a curated record
AUGGCCCUGGAGCUUGAGGAGGCCUUCGGUGCGGCGGGCGAGUUCGGCGGCGGCCAGCGGCGCCUCGUGGGCCUCCUGGUGCUGCUGCAGGUAUCUUAUUUUAAGGUAUAUGUGGCUUGUCAGUCGAUGCUUAUUGUGCUUGUGGGAGCUGCACCCGAGUAUCAUAUUGACCAAGAGGAAAUUCCRGUUGGCAGAGCUGAGCUUUCCAAACACAUCCAUUUUGCAAACAACUUCACCUCAAUAGUAACUGAGUGGUACCUAAUUGAAGGAGAAGCCUACAAAGUGGGUCUUGCAUCUUCCCUGUUUUUUGCUGGAUUGCUUAUUGGGAAUAUCACAUUUGGCCCCUUGUCAGAUAAGCUGGGGAGGAAACCAGUUUAUAUAUCAGGUCUCUUUUUUGAUGUCAUUUUUGGGUAUGUCACAGCAUUAGCUCCGAAUUACGAUGUAUUUGCAGUUUCCCGUUUUUUUGUUGGAAUUGUGAAUGGUGGAAUGGCUCUUGUGUCUUUUGUCCUAACACAAGAGUAUGUAGGAAAAUCAUUUUGGUCACUUACAGGUUCGCUGACCAACUUGACGUUUGCGGUCGGCAUUGCCRUGUACGCGCUGCUGGGCUACUGGGUGAGGGAAUGGCGCUGCCUGGCCUUGCUGUCCAAUACGCCAGGACUCAUCUUCUUUCUUCUCUCCUUUAUGCUCCCAGAAUCGCCACGAUGGCUCUAUUCCCAAGGGAAAACUGCAGAAGCUGAGCAUGUGUUGCAGUACAUUGCUCUUGGUAAUGGCAAAGAGCGACUGAAUCUGAAAUUGAAGCCAGGUGCAGGAACUCUGAGCAAGGAGGAACCGGCACCUGGUAUCCUAAACCUGGUAAAGCACCCAGUCCUUCGGUGGCGAACUGUCAUACUGAUGUACAUCUGGUAUGUCUGCAGCUUUGUGUACUACGGGCUAACUUUAAAUGCUGGUGAAUUAAGAGGGAAUCUGUAUUUAAAUGUGGCUCUUUAUGGUCUUGUCGAAAUUCCAGCAUUUCCUCUCUGCAUGGUUUUUAUUGAGAAAUCCUGGUGCGGCCGACGACGAACUAUGGCCUCUUUUCUGGUAUUUGCAGGGUUCGCUUGUGUAUUUACCCUGUUGCUGCCAACAAAUGCUGGUUUGUUCUUCAGCCCCACUCUCUUAGCUUUGUGUGGAAAAAUGAUGGUCAGCGCUGCUUUCAACAUCGUGUAUGUUUAUACUUCUGAACUCUACCCAACAGUAUUGAGAAAUGCUGGCUUGGGUGUCUGUUCCAUGUCUUGCAGAUUUGGAGGCAUUUUGGCUCCRUUUGUGCCAUCUAUGAAAUCUCUUGGUCCUUUCGUACCGUUUGUGGUGUUUGGGAUCAGUGGGCUGUCAGCUGGAUUCUUGACACUCCUUCUACCAGAAACACUGAAUAAGCCAAUUGCAGAGAGCAUUGAGGACCUUCAGAUUUCCAAAUACCAAGUGCUGAAAAACAAAAAGGCAGAGUAA